This is a messenger RNA of Astyanax mexicanus (Mexican tetra), 3173 nucleotides long. It is a transcript of the gene stx2b, whose product is annotated as syntaxin 2b. Bases 333 to 1280 code for a protein of 315 amino acids. The transcript is spliced from 11 exons. NCBI's taxonomy places the organism in Eukaryota, Metazoa, Chordata, Actinopteri, Characiformes, Acestrorhamphidae. Gene Ontology annotation, molecular function: SNARE binding; SNAP receptor activity. Gene Ontology annotation, cellular component: synaptic vesicle; SNARE complex; plasma membrane. The record is from RefSeq and is a predicted model, not a curated record. Gene Ontology annotation, biological process: exocytosis; intracellular protein transport; synaptic vesicle fusion to presynaptic active zone membrane.
GAAAGAAGGGAGGAAGCAUCAUCUUUGCUCACACGCACGCGCGCAGUACAGCUAGGUUGGCUAGAUGUCGAGGGAGCAGAGUAAACUCCUGCCAAGUCCAUUAGCUAACACAUUUAGCUAAUUUACUGAAGGAAACACCUUUUUAUUAUAAGAUUAGAGCGCUUUAGUCGACACCUGACGGAACUCCGCGCUGCUGCUGUUUAUUUCCACUGUUAGUUACCGGUUAGUUGUAUGUUGGAGAUGGGCUUGGGUUUGUAUGCGGGUGAACGGGCGCCUCCUGUCAGCAGCAGAUAACUCCGUUUACCGAGCUGAAACUCUGAGAGGAAGCUGUAAUGAGGGACCGGCUGGCUGAACUGAAUGCGGGAAGGGCCGGUGAUGAUGAGGAUGGUAGCGUUGCUGUGUCUGUGGACAGAGGAGGCUUCAUGGAGGACUUUUUUAGGAAGGUGGAGGAAGUCAGGGGUGUCAUUGAUAAAAUCUCCUCCCAGGUGAAUGAAGUGAAGAAGAAACACAGCACGAUCCUCUCAGCACCCAACCCUGAUGAAAGGACUAAAGAAGAGCUUGAGCAGCUGACUGCUGAAAUCAAGAAAAAUGCCAACUUGGUGCGGACCAAACUCAAAACUAUGCAACUGUCUUUGCCUCCAGAAGACCAAGCCAAUCAUUCCUCAGUGGACAUCCGCAUCCAGAAAACACAGUACUUUGUUUUGACUCUGAAGUUUGUGGACGUGAUGACCCAGUACAACACGACCCAGGUUGCCUUCAGAGAGAAAAGCAAAGGCCGAAUCCAGAGACAGCUUGAGAUCACUGGAAAAACAACCACAAAUGAGGAACUAGAAAACAUGCUGGAGAGCGGGAACCCGUUGUCCAUUUUUACUGCCGAUAUCAUCCCUGAUUCACACAUCAAUCGGGAGGCGCUGAAUGAGAUUGAGUCAAGACACAAAGACAUCAUGCGGCUGGAGUCCACCAUCAAAGAGCUUCGUGAGAUGUUUAUGGACAUAGCCAUGUUGGUGGAGACACAGGGGGACAUGGUGAACAACAUAGAGAAAAAUGUGAAUAACUCAGCGGACUGUGUAUACAAAGGCAGCGAAGAGUGUAAGAAAGCUGUGCGGUACCAGAAGAGAGCCCGCAGGAAAUAUAUCAUUUUGGCUCUGAUUGCACUGGUCAUAAUAGCUGUGCUUGCACUAAUCGUGGGUCUGUCUGUGGGCCUGUCGACAAAAUCCACUAAAACCCCUGCCUCCUCCUCCUCCUCCUCCUCUACUACCACUCCAGCCAAUCCUGCAUAAGCUUGCUGCCUUCAUUAACACCAACACUGACCAAUCGCAGAGCAGAAAAGGGUGUAUCUUGCCAUUUGUUUAGCGUUGUGUGCUGUUGUCGUCAUCCUGGUCAUCGUUGGAGUCUUUGCUCGUUAGGCCAGAGCCCACAACCAAAGAGCACACUCCUCAGUUCAGCUUCUGUUAAACUAUAAGCUUUGUCUACAGCGUUUUUCAGUCUAAUGGCUAUUUGAAGUGUUCUUAGCAUAAAGUUAAAGCCCACAGACAAGUGCUGCAACUCGUUGUUCUUGUCAAACAAAAUCCUCAAACAUAUCUUAGAAAAUGACAACCUUUAUAGGAGGAAGAAAAACCCUUUGAACUUUUAGUGGAAGUCAGUUGAAAAUGAUUUUGUCCCAAGUCAUUUUGGGGCAUUUCUAUUGGUCCAGUAAAUUUCAACUCCAUUUAAAAGAAUAACAACUAGAUUCGUAUUGUCAUAUAGUGAAAAAUGCCCCAAAAUUUUGAUUACUUGAAUUUGAUUUUAAUUUCACUUGCAUACAGACAUAAAAACAACACAUUUAAAACUAAAUACUGCCUGUUGUCUUCUGCUAUGUCUGUUUCAAGUCUGUGUACUGUACACAAAUUACUGUUAUUGCAAUAACUGACCUUAUGCUACACAUAUGGCACUACAUUUUGGGUUACAAAUGCUGGACUUUUCCUUUAAGCCUAUAAUGCCUUUUGUCUUUUCCUUCUUUUCUAAAGAAAAUAUGCUAAAAUUUAUUUAUAUAGGCUUAGAGGAUGAAAUCAGCACAACCAAAGCCUUGUAUACUUUGAUAGUGUGUUUUAAAGUUGACUUAUUUGUUUUUUGGUCAACCUUAGAUUUGGACCACGCCUCCAGAUUUGGGCUGUUUUACACCGUGAGCCUUUCCUAAACAUAAGAAUAGCUCUACAGCAGACCUACAGUAAUAUUUCCAUUGUUUUAGUUUUACAAUGCGUCUUCACUGUCAUGCAAGAACUAUGUAUCUGUGUUAUCUGUGUUAUCUGUGUUUCUACAUUUGAAACCUUUUGACUUGAUGACAUGAUGUGAAUCUGAUGGUUGUUCUAUCUUUUUACAUUAAAUGUUCUGAUGUUUUUUUCUUCUUCUGUAAAUUUGGCAUUUUGGAGAUUUUAUGUUUUUGCCUGACAGUGAUAUCCAUAUUUUGUUUGUCACACAUUGAUGUUUAAUGCUCUCAUGUUGCAGCAGUCUCACUCUUUCUCUUGGUGUUUGUUUUAUUCAAUGUUCACCAUGAGUAGUAGUUGUAUAUGUUUUGUUUCUGAACUGUAAAACCAAUGUUUGCACAUUUGAGUAGCGUAAUGCUGCGCUGAUGUCGCUAAUGCUAUGAUGUGUAGUUUUGGUUGCUGCCUCUGCUCUGAGACGUCUGACUGAAGGAGGUCAACACAGUCCAACUAAGCGCUCUUAAUGUUCUCCUUGUUCUCAAAAUGUUUACCUUAGCAAACAAAGAAAUGUGUAAUGUUUUGUUGUACCUAUUUUAAAGAGCUAAUAAGCAUGGAGUUUAUGGUUGGACAGUUGCCAUGUUCACAUUUUGGUGGUUUAUUGUUUAUUAAGUUAUGAUGGCUUACUGUGCUCUUUCAUUUCAGUUUUACCACUACAGCCAAAGUAAAAUAUCCACAGUUCACAUUUCACAUGCAGUAUCAAAUGCAACUGAGCAGGUGUGUUGGUGCACAGCUCCCUCUAGUGACCCGUUUAUGUUUAUGUAACUGUUAUUGCUUACUCAUAGGAGCUGUGCCUAUGGGGGUUGUAAAAGAUAUAUGAAGCAAAUAUUGAAGCAUAAAAUGCUAUCAAACUAUUUUUUAAUAGCCACCAGAUAGCACUAGUAUGCAGAUGACAUAAUUUCUUCUCUAUAAACUGUAUGUAUGAGAUCAAUUUGA